AUGUCCGAAACACCAAUGCCUGGAACGGCAAAACCUGCCGGAGGCACAACCCCAACCCUGGUCAGUGCACCUGCCAGUGUGGUGGCCGCCACUGCAGCGACCGUUGUGGUAAGCAGCGUGCCAAACAACAGCACCGGUGGCAAUCCAAACGGGUCCAGCUCCUCGGUAGCUGCGGCAGCCUCUCAGGCGGAACCCGACAUGAAGGGUUGGCUGCUAAAGUGGACCAACUACCUGAAGGGAUACCAGAAACGGUGGUUCGUGCUGUCGAAAGGCGUGUUGUCCUAUUACAGGGCUGAACAUGGAGCCGGACCGUAUGCUGGGGGCAGAAGUGCCGCGGGCAAAUUAUCUAUAAGACGCCGCAGGAAAGGCCCCCGACCCGAGAGCAAAGGAACCAUGAUGCAAUGCUUAAGAGCCCCACGUUCUCCAACUAGAUUGGUACCCUCCUCCCUGCCAGACUCGAAUAGCAAUAGCAGCAAUGCGCUGAUGAAGAAGCAUAGCAAAAAGCUGAAAAAAAAUCAGGCCGAAAUGGCGCACACAUGUCGCGGCACGAUAUCGCUGCACGGUGCUCUCAUCCACACGGUCGAUUCCUGCACCUUCGUCAUCUCGAACGGUGGCACGCAGACAUUCCACAUCAAGGCCGCCAACGAGGUCGAACGGCAGUCCUGGGUGACGGCGCUGGAGCUGGCCAAGGCGAAGGCAAUCCGGGCAAUGGAGAGCGAUGAGGAGGAGGAGGAUAACACGGCCAACACGAUACCGAGCGAGGAGCUGAAUUUGGUCGUGCGGGAGCUGACGGUUAGGUUAGAAAAUUUGAAAACAUGUUACGACCUUAUCACCAAACAUGGGGCCGCCCUGCAGCGGGCCCUGUCCGAGCUGGAAACGGGCGACGAUCUGGCGAACAAGACGAAAAUUGUCAGCGAACGUGCGACACUGUUCAGAAUAUCGUCCAACGCUAUGAUCAAUGCAUGCUCGGAUUACUUACAAACAGCGCAGACCCAGGGUCACAAAUGGUCUAAAAUGUUGCAGCAUGAACGUGACCAAAAGCUACACCUCGAGGAGAUGGUCGAGCAGCUAGCGAGACAACAUUCACACCUGGAGCAGGCCGCCACACGCCACAGGCCCAACGCAGCCACAUCCGCAUCGGAUGACGAAGAUAACGAGUUCUACGAUGCGCAAGAGGAAGGUGGUUCCGUAACGCAGGAAGAUAGCUCAUUCAUACUAAAUAUACCGGUCACAACGCAUCACAACCAUCGGCGUAACUCGAACGACGCCACCGGAAGCUCAUCAGAAGGGGAAGAAGGAAACAGUGAAACGCAGCAAGUAUUAGUAGUCGCCGAGAAUCUAGACAAUAUGGAUGUGACGGAUAGGAUAUCUGUACAUAGUAGCCAAGCACUAACACCAACCCUAUCGAAUCAAUCCAAAGUUGUCCGCAAACGGCGGACACGCGUGACCGAUAAGCCCAACUAUCCGCUCAACCUGUGGUCGAUCAUUAAGAAUUGUAUCGGCAAGGAUCUGUCCAAGAUACCGAUGCCAGUCAACUUCAACGAACCCUUGUCGAUGUUACAGAGAUUAACGGAAGAUUUCGAGUAUGCGGAAAUACUGGACAAAGCGGCACAGGCGAAGGAUACCUGCGAGCAGCUUGCCUACGUGACUGCAUUUACCGUGUCGAGUUACUCUACCACUAGCAACCGUACUGGCAAGCCGUUCAAUCCACUGCUGGGAGAAACGUACGAAUGUGAUCGCACCGAAGACCUCGGUUGGAGGUGUAUUAAUGAGCAGGUAUCUCAUCAUCCGCCGAUGGCUGCUCAAUACUGUGAAGGACGAGGUUGGCGAUGCUGGCAAGAGUUCACGAUGACAUCGAAAUUCCGCGGCAAGUACAUCCAGAUCGUACCGCUCGGGUAUACGCACGUGGAGUUUCCUGCCACCGGUAACAAGUACACCUGGCGCAAAGUGACCACGACCGUGCAUAACAUCAUCGUCGGCAAGCUGUGGGUUGAUAACCACGGUGAUAUGGAAAUCUUUGGCGAAGGCAGCGCGAAGGGAGUAAAGUGCCACCUAAAGUAUCUUCCGUACUCGUACUUUACGCGCGAUACGCAACGGCGUGUGAAGGGAGUUGUAAUGGAUAACUCCAACCAGGUGAAAUGGGUAAUUAAUGGCACCUGGGAUACAAAGAUCGAAAUUGCACCCGUAACAUCGACGAGCGGAUCGAUGGAGAAUCCGGUGUACAAGACGGGCAACUAUAAGACGGCCUGGACGCGCCGUAUGCCUCCACCGGAUAGUGACAAGUACUACAACUUCACCCUACUCGCCUGCCAACUGAACGAACCGGAACCGAGCGUAGCGCCCACGGAUUCGCGACUGCGACCCGAUCAGCGGUUAAUGGAGGACGGCAAAUGGAACGAAAGCAAUCAGGAGAAGUUACGGUUAGAGGAAUGUCAGCGUGCGCGUCGCCGGCAGCGUGAAGCCGAGGCGGAAACGGCUGCCGCCGAAGGACGACCCUAUCCACCGUACGAACCGAUCUGGUUCGGCAAAGAGAAGGAAGAGGGUACGGACCAGCUGGUGCACGUGUACAAGGGCACUUACUGGGAUUCGAAAGCCAAACAGGACUGGUCGAAAUGUCCGACUAUUUUCUAA
Messenger RNA from Anopheles marshallii, 2631 nucleotides. It is a transcript of the gene Osbp, whose product is annotated as oxysterol-binding protein 1. The record is from RefSeq and is a predicted model, not a curated record. Lineage: Eukaryota; Metazoa; Arthropoda; Insecta; Diptera; Culicidae. Bases 1 to 2631 code for a protein of 876 amino acids. Gene Ontology annotation, cellular component: cytosol; intracellular membrane-bounded organelle; membrane. The transcript has 11 exons. Gene Ontology annotation, molecular function: sterol binding.